CAUCUGCUCCUUUUAAGCCGGCAUUUUUGAGAGGGAGGUCCCUGGGAAGCAUAUACAAACACUCAGUCAAGCAUCCACGCUCACCCCACAAACUGCUCUAGUGGCCAGCAGAGAACUGACUGAUUCCUUCAUACAGAACAGGAAGUUGAAGUGACCUGACAUCAAGAUGGCAGCAAAGGGCGGCAUGGCUAACAAAGGUCCAUCCUACGGCAUGAGCCGGCAGGUUCAGGAUAAAAUUGACAGCAAGUAUGACCCUGAACUGGAGCAGAUCCUGGUGGAGUGGAUUGGCCGUCAGUGUGGCUCCAGUGUGGGGAGUCCAGAACCCGGCAAAAUGGGCUUCCAGGCCUGGCUUAAAGACGGAUGUGUCCUUAUCAUGCUGAUUAACAGUCUGUCUACUGGAGACGGUCCCGUGAAGAAGGCCCACACCUCACCCAUGGCCUUCAAACAGAUGGAGCAGAUCUCCCAGUUCCUCAGUGCUGCUGAGAAGUAUGGCGUCAUCAAGACUGACAUGUUCCAGACCGUGGACCUCUGGGAAGGGAAGGACCUGGCGGCGGUGCAGAGGACCCUGUCGGCUCUGGGCAGCUUGGCUGUUACCAAGGAUGAAGGCACAUACAAAGGAGACCCUAGCUGGUUCUUCAAGAAAGCACAGGAGAACAAGCGAGAUUUCAGCGAUGAGCAGAUGAAGGCGGGCAAAAAUGUUAUUGGCCUACAGAUGGGCUCCAAUAAGGGAGCCAGUCAGGAGGGUAUGAGCUACGGAAGACCCCGGCAGAUCAUGUAAAACCACUGAGCCACAAGAUACCAAAACCUCUGCAGCCCCUGACACCCUCUAAGAGCCUGUAAGCGUCUAAUGCCUCCCCUUUCAUCGUAAAACCUUCUCUGCUUUAGAAAUGAUUUACUUUCUAAAAAGUUCCCUCUCCUCUCUAGUCUUGACACUUGCCCCGAGAACCCUUAUGUAGAUGCUUACACUGGUGACCGUUGCAGAGCUCACCAUGCUUUGUCCUUCCCACUGCAGUUAGGACCAGUAAAACUGAUCAAAAAAUAACCAUAAAAAUGACCAACUCAUUUCCUUGGAGGUAAAAACACGAAGACGACCAUGUUCCAAAAGUCAUGUUGUUCCUUCCUAAUAUGAAACAGCAUUGAUAUUACAGAUGACUGACCACUGUCUCAUCUCUGUGUACCAAACGUCUGAAUCAUGGCACCGGUUUUCUAAAUUUUACAAAUAGGCUAUUGCUUCUGGAUUCUGACUCAGAGAUCGAUUUUUGUAUGUAAUUUGCAGAAGGGACAUUCUUUUCAAUUAUAGUGGUGACACAACCUGUGGCAUACCAGUAACUACUCCUUAAUUUUACUGUUACAAUAUUGUUCCACCACUUCCCACAAUGCUCUGCCUGCCAUAUCAGCGCCCAUAUUUUUGUACAUUGUCUUAUUAAAUAAUGACUUUGAAAUACA
Messenger RNA from Seriola dumerili (greater amberjack), 1446 nucleotides. RefSeq names its product transgelin (gene tagln). Lineage: Eukaryota; Metazoa; Chordata; Actinopteri; Carangiformes; Carangidae. The record is from RefSeq and is a predicted model, not a curated record. Gene Ontology annotation, molecular function: protein binding. Bases 167 to 778 code for a protein of 203 amino acids. The transcript is spliced from 6 exons.